This is a messenger RNA of Nymphaea colorata (pocket water lily), 1473 nucleotides long. RefSeq lists its product as uncharacterized. The transcript has 3 exons. Bases 107 to 421 code for a protein of 104 amino acids. The record is from RefSeq and is a predicted model, not a curated record. Lineage: Eukaryota; Viridiplantae; Streptophyta; Magnoliopsida; Nymphaeales; Nymphaeaceae.
UUCAAAAUUUCCGCGACUGAGCCGCAGCCCCUGCCUCUUCUUUCUCGUCGUCUCCCUCGCACUCUCAUCUCCUGCUCCGACCACUCACCCUUUCAUUCUCAGAGGUAUGCACCACUCGCCUUCCCACCUGAAUCCCUUGCUCUUCUCUUUCCUCUUUCCUUUUCUCAGUUGCGUCUUGCUUCGUGUUGCCGCGAGGUCCUCACGCAGCCGCUGCCGUCUCUCUUCCCUUCUCACCCUCCUGCUCCAGCCACUCACCUUGUCACUCUCCGAGGUCCGUCCGUUCAAGUACUGCUUCAUCGUCAGUUUCUGCUAUCAGGCGGAUGAGUUCAAUAUGCUGUUGCCUGCGUCCGGCCUCUGUUUGUUUGUGGAAGAAGAUGCUAUUCUUUUCUGUUUGCUGAAACUCCAAAUUCCAGAUCUUUAAUCCCUUCUCAAGAGGUGUGAGUGAAUUUUGGGGUGAUGUAACACUAGUAAUUGUUUUCAUUAGUGUUUCUGAGCUAGCUGUCGGCAUCAGAUGUGCUUUCACAAGUAUCUUUGAGCAUGAAGUCUAAACCUUUUAUGUAAUAUACAUAUAUAUUGUUCUCCAUCUUAUGGUCUUUGUGGAAACUCUUUUUUUAUUGCAGUAUCAACCAGAAUUAGCAUAUGCAUUAAGAAUAUGCACUACAAUCUGUGAGCUAUAGGCCUUAUGGAUGUCUUUAACAAUAUAUAUAUAUAUAUAUAUAUAUAUAUAUAUAUAUAUAAUGGUUUCACAUGUAGGGAUCCUGGGGAACUUGUGAAGUUACACCUUGGCUCGGUUGUACUUAGUGAUAUGCUCCUCGAUUGGGCAGCAAGACUGUCACCAACAACAGCCUAUGCAUCUUCGACAAAUCUGCCCAUCUAAGUAGAGGCAUACAUGAGCUGAGUUGAAAAUUGAGGUAGCCUUGAACUUGGUUCAGAUCAAAUCCACUGAGCUCGGGAUAAGCUUGUUUAUCCAAGCUUGAGCUUGGUUUUUCUCUGCUGAAGCCCUCUGCAACAAAAAUAACUUUUAUAUAAGCUAAUUUCAUCUUCAAACAUUAGAUCCUGCAUGUUCAUUUCUGCUUUGGGAAGCUUACACUUCUCUGGAAUCUUUAUUGUUUUCCUCUUGCCUAACAUGUUUGUUUGUUAGUGCUCAUAGUAGUUUUCCUUUUCCUUCAUAAGUUUUUAAAUUGCCGCUUCCAUGGUAUUUGGUUUGGUAUGGUUUGUGAUUCUUGUUUGGAUAUAUAUGCUAUAUUUUUUUUUCCUAUUUUGGGGUUUGCGCAGUUCGAUAACAUCUCAACUGUUUAUGAAUUUUCAAAAUCGUAGGUGCGGAUUAACUUAUCACACACAUAAACUAUUGUGCUGCUGGUUUUAGUUAGGCAAAUGUUUGUUUUGUUUAUGUUCUAUUGUUGUUAGUUAUUGUACUGAGAAUAUACGCUCAUUACGCUUUAAUCUGUGUCAAAAUGUGAUGUUUAUGUUUAC